Manis javanica (Malayan pangolin) is the source of this 3609-nucleotide messenger RNA. It is a transcript of the gene TPD52, whose product is annotated as tumor protein D52. Gene Ontology annotation, cellular component: mitochondrial small ribosomal subunit; cytoplasm. The record is from RefSeq and is a predicted model, not a curated record. NCBI's taxonomy places the organism in Eukaryota, Metazoa, Chordata, Mammalia, Pholidota, Manidae. Gene Ontology annotation, biological process: B cell differentiation.
GCCCUGCCCGAGGUUGCUCUGCAUAAGUCAUUCAUUAAACAGCCCUGCCUGCCACGCGUGGGAAGGUUCUGGGAAGGAGAUGCCGCACCUGGGCUAGGGGGCUCGGAGCUCCAAGCCCUGGGAUUAAUUUCUUCAGUGAGGUUUCACGGGAACAUGGCCUGCACAGCACUCAACUGAAGAGUAUUAGGUGGCUGUAAAACCAUGUGUUCUGCUUUUGUCUGGAAUGGACUGUACAGAGAUGGAUUUUGAUGAGGACUACCAGUCCCCAUUUGAUUUUGAUACAGGAGUGAACAAAAGCUAUCUUUACUUGUCUCCUAGUGGAAAUUUGUCUCCACCCGAAUCACCUACUCUUCAGAAAUGUGGUCUGCUGAGAACAGACUCAGUACCUGAGGAAGGAGAAGAUGUUAUUGCCACGAUUCGUGCCGCUGAGACCCUAUCGGAGGAGGAGCAGGAAGAACUAAGAAGAGAACUUGCAAAGGUAGAAGAAGAAAUCCAGACUCUGUCUCAAGUGUUAGCUGCAAAGGAGAAGCAUUUAGCAGAGAUCAAGCGGAAACUUGGGAUCAAUUCACUACAGGAACUAAAACAGAACAUCGCCAAAGGGUGGCAAGAUGUGACAGCAACAUCUGCAUACAAAAAGACAUCAGAAACCUUAACUCAGGCUGGACAGAAGGCUUCAGCUGCUUUCUCAUCUGUUGGAUCAGUCAUCACCAAAAAGCUGGAAGACGUAAAAUUGCAAGCCUUUUCACAUUCCUUUAGUAUACGCUCCAUUCAGCAUUCAAUUAGCAUGCCUGCUAUGAGAAACUCCCCAACUUUCAAAUCAUUUGAAGAGAAGGUUGAAAACUUAAAGUCUAAAGUAGGGGGAACCAAGCCUGCUGGUGGUGAUUUUGGAGAAGUUUUGAAUUCAACUGCAAAUGCUAGUGCCACCACCACGGAGCCUCUUCCAGAACAGACACAAGAGACCCCGUGAGAUUCCUACCUUUGUUCUGCUACCCACUGCCAGAUGCUGCAAACGAGAUCCAAGCACAUCUUGUCAACAUUCAUUACCAUGAAUUUCCACCAGAUGUGCUUUUAUUUAGCUUUACAUGUUCCUUUGACCAAAUAGUUUGUGGGUUGUACAAAAUAAAAAUAUCUGCACCUCUACUCCUGGGAAACAUCCUUUAAUGUGCAUUUAAGGCUCUUUAUUUAGGAAACACUAUUAUAAAAACACAUGUAGUACCCGGGGACCCUCAUUGGAAUGAUUUGAGAAGCUGCAGGUUAUAAUUUCUUUCCUACUUUACCAAACUGUUCUGGAUGUGGGAUGCCAGUUUGAUCUUUGUCUUCUAUAUGGUUUUCUUUUUUUCCUCUUUGAAUCUCUGUAUAUUUAAUUCCUAAGGAAAAUUCGUCUUAAAUUUUCUGAAUCUUAGCUAUUAAAAGUUUGGAAUAAUUUUCUUUGUUUCCAAGGGAAGAACUACCAGCUACAAAAAUGUUUUUUACUAAACAUUUUUUUGGCAUAAGGUAUCUUAUAUUUUGGGUGUCUGAAGCAACCAGACUAAGUAAAUCACCUCUACAAACAAUUUGUUACAGUUUUAUAAGUGACAGUACAUAUAGUAACUCAAACUCUUAGGUGACUUGAGAAUGGAGUUCUCAUAUCCUUGUUUAUUAAUAUAUAUGACAGUAACCGUUUCAGUGUAUUGGUUAUGAUGUCACUUACAUCAAGUUACUUUUCACCAAAUUCAGUUUUUAGUUUCAGAGUAAAUUGCAAAAUAAUUUUCUGAUUCAAGCAUAUUUUAUUAUGUGUAGGUUGAAAUAUAAGCACUCUCAUCAAAUGCUGAGUUCAAAAGCUUGAAAGUUUUUUUGGUUUAGGUAGCUAUAAAAAUGCUGGGGAUACAUUGCUGUCUUCAUUUAAUUCAUUUAGUACCAUUUAAAAUAAGCACACAAAGUUAUAUGACUAAUGUAACUUGAAAGGUUUUAUACCAAGGGGUUGGUGAUACCUGCUGAAGAUUAUAUGCAUUAAUAAAAGUCAACUUUUGGUUUACUACUUACUUGUUUUCAGUGUGUUAGAAAUUAUAAAAUGACAAUGUAGACAUUGCCCCUACCUUGAAAACAGUGUCCAGGCUGAAUGAACCAAAGCCUCUGGAAGCGUCUGAAUGGAGGUCGAGGUACUCUAUUAAUUCUAAUACUACUUACUCAUCACCACUACCUUUUCCUUAUGCUGUGUGUGGUUAUGGCUUACAAUGUUGUGUUUGUUAUUUAUCAAGUUGUGAUUUGUUCUAUUAUUGUCUAUGCCAAAUGUUAAUUGCCAAGCGUGGAGUGACCUAAAGCAUUGUUUAAAAGCAUGAUUUAGCUUUACUUUGGGAUAAUAUAUCUUAUGAAAACCAAAUCUGAAAAAUCACAAGUUUUGAUUGUUGUAAAAUAACAUGUCGCCACUCUAGAUUGCUAGAGCUUUGUCAGCACUUCAGAUGCAACUGAAACUAUGUUCUAUUACAUGUGAAAAGCUUAAUAAAUUCUGUAUAUCAGUAGUAUAGGUCUCAAUAUUUAUUAUGAGACCAGUGGUCUGAAAAGCUUGUUAUAUUAAAUAGUCAACUGGGGUCUAUACUAAAAAGAAAAAAAUGGCAGUUUUUUACUAUCUACUUUAAAUCACUGCUAAUGGUGUCAGACUAACAUAUAAAUUAUCUUCUCGAAAAGGCUUUAAAAUGCAAGGGUUGUUGAAGCAUUGUUUCCAAGAAGUGGAUCUGUAAAAAUAUGUCUUCUUAUGGAAAUACUGUGGUUAUUCAACAUAACUGUUAAAAGAACUAGUCUUUCACAUUUUUCUAUCACAUCUUUUUAUCACACUGUUUCUUGGAUCCUGCCCUGUUACUUACUAUCUUUUCAACAAGGCAAAAUGGAGUAAGUUGGCAAUUUCUUUAGUUGAAUGAAAUAUCCUCAAAUCUCUUUAUUUUAUGGGAAAAAAUGAUAGAAAUAGGGGUGGAAACUGGGAUGGAAAUAUGAGGGUUUUGGCAAUGGUUGAGGAGGAGAAAUUGGAUAAUCACUUUUCCAAACAUGUACCCACAGUUAAUCUAAAUGUGAUUUAAAUUGAUUGCAAAUAUUCUGCUUCUUAAGUAGUAAAAAGUAGAGGGAGGCUGAAUUUAGAAAAAUUAACAUAAAGACUUAGACAUAUUAUUCAAAAUGGUCUUUGUGGAAGUUUCAACUUUAUGAAUUAUGAAUUCACGGAUAUUUAAGAAAUUUGAAACACAGUCAUUACUGAGAACAACAGAGAGAGGUCCUGGUCACUGUGUUGUUUUGUGUUUGGCACUGUAAGAAAACAGCAACAUGAGAGUGAAAUCUCAGAUGAUGAAAGAUUAAAGUAGUGUGAUAGAAGAAAAUAAUCCCUGAAACUAUCCCCUUUUUACAAAGGUAUGCCCUUAAUUUGCGGACUUUGUGGGAAAUGGAGUAAAUUAUGUUUAUGAGGCCAAUUAAUCAAUGGAAGAGAGUAGAACUCCUUGGAUUUCAUUUUAGUAACUCAGAGAAACUAUUGAAAUAGAGAAAAAACACAUUUAAUUUGAAAUCACUAUUUCUGGAUCUGUUAAUCAAGAAAUGGACACUGUACUUUUUUUGUAUAGUACUUGAAAACAAUAAAAGUUCUAUAAUUUG